Messenger RNA from Topomyia yanbarensis, 3203 nucleotides. RefSeq names its product protein white (gene w). Bases 847 to 2985 code for a protein of 712 amino acids. Gene Ontology annotation, biological process: transmembrane transport. Gene Ontology annotation, molecular function: ATP hydrolysis activity; ATP binding; ABC-type transporter activity. The record is from RefSeq and is a predicted model, not a curated record. Gene Ontology annotation, cellular component: plasma membrane. The transcript is spliced from 7 exons. NCBI's taxonomy places the organism in Eukaryota, Metazoa, Arthropoda, Insecta, Diptera, Culicidae.
CCAUUGCCGAAGUGUACCCCGAUCCUCCUCAAUCGAAGCCACAUGUCUAUUCGACCAGCGAAGGAUACGUGAACUAGCAUCGAUGGCUCUACCGAGCGAGGUUGCGCGUUCAGUUACGUUUUGAUCGUCAACUCGACCGGUAGUAAAAUAAAGUGAGUGACUGACGCUGGUUCCAGUACUGGUUAAGGACCGAUGUAACAAUAUAACGAGAGUUCCUCUACUGCUUUGUACAUAUCCUGGGUACCUUUGGUGGUCGGUGAUGGUUAGUGAGUGAUUGCGUUCGAAUCUGCGGUUGAAAAAAAAAGUAAAAGAAAAAAUAUAUGUAACCAGUGUAUACAAACCGAGUAACUACAUACGUACAGGGAACAAACCGAUUGCUGGUAAUUCGAAACCGAAGAACAAAAGUGCAAUUUUCGUUUCAGUCUCCUUCUUCUCGAAUGUGGAACUGUUCGGUUGUGUACAAACAACCUACAAAGUGUUCACGGCGGCAGGAAAUAUUUGAGCCCUAAUCAGUUAAAUCAUUCAGUGUUUUUUUUGCGUGUUUGUGCUUAAUCAAUAUCUGUUAUUUAGUUUACAUUAGUUCGUUAAAUACAAUUAGUGUUUACGUAUCUCGCUGGCAAAUAGCAAGUUAAUAAUCUGAUUGGAGAUAACGAGGUGCCAAGGAAGCGCUAUUAACUCUAACGGAUAAUGAACGGAAUACCAGUGAAACGUCAUCAGCCUUUGUAAUCAGUGUAACAGAAUUGCGCACGUGAUUAUACAUCCGUAAAUCGUGAAAGAUCCACCAUCGGAACAGUUCCUGAAAAUCCACGAAGAGAGUGAACCUUCACGGUGUUUAGCCGAGACACCAUGACAAUCAAUACCGACGACCACUACGCCGAUAGUGACAGCAAAAACCCCAUCGCAUCAAGACAACCCAUUUACGAAUGCACCUGGCGGUUAAGCUUCGAGUCACGGAAUUACGAUUUUCCAGCUACUUCCUAUCGUUACAGUACCAGCAGCUACCAAGAAGCAGACGAUGGUGUCCAGAGCAAUGACAAAUCCACCCUAAUCCAGGUGUGGAAGCCUAAAAGCUACGGUUCGGUAAAAGGGCAAAUUCCUCAGCAUGAGCGGCUCACGUACACGUGGAAAGAGAUUGACGUAUUUGGGGAGACACCUGGUGAUUCGAAGAAGGAAUCACUCUGCAGUCGGUUGUGUUCAUGCUUUUCACGCCAGAAGAAAGACUUCAAUCCUCGCAAACACCUGUUGAAAAAUGUUACCGGUGUGGCCAAAAGUGGCGAGCUUUUGGCUGUAUUAGGGAGCUCCGGUGCCGGUAAAACUACUCUACUCAAUGCGUUGGCAUUCAGAUCUCCACCAGGGGUGAAAGUAUCUCCAACUUCACUUCGAGCAUUGAACGGAAUUCCGGUAAACGCAGAACAGUUGCGGGCUCGAUGCGCAUACGUGCAACAGGACGAUCUGUUCAUAGCUGCCCUAACCACCAAGGAACAUCUUAUCUUUCAAGCGAUGCUACGAAUGGGUAGGGAUGUUCCAAAAAGUGUAAAAAUGAAUCGAGUAAACGAAGUACUUCAGGAAUUGUCGCUAACUAGAUGCGCGAACACGCUCAUUGGCUCCCCCGGACGCAUGAAAGGGCUUUCUGGGGGAGAACGAAAACGAUUGGCUUUUGCCUCCGAAUCUCUCACCGAUCCCCAUCUGUUACUCUGUGACGAACCCACCUCCGGUCUGGACUCCUUUAUGGCUCACAGCGUUCUACAGGUGCUGAAGGGAAUGGCAAUGAAAGGAAAGACUAUAAUACUAACCAUACAUCAACCUUCUUCGGAGCUGUACUGCCUGUUCGACAAGAUACUACUAAUGGCGGAAGGACGGGUUGCGUUCCUCGGUUCACCCUACCAAGCGGCGGAGUUUUUCUCGCAACUUGGAAUCCCCUGCCCGCCCAACUACAACCCGGCCGAUUUCUACGUCCAGAUGCUGGCCAUCGCUCCGAACAAGGAAAUGGAAUGCCGCGAUACGAUUAAGAAAAUUUGCGACUCCUUCGCAACCAGCCCGGCAGCGCGAGAGGUGAUGGAUGCGGCCAGCGCUGGAAAGAACGUCGAGCAGCAGUUUUUCCUACAACCGGUGAACGGCGCCAGUAAAACCGGAUACCGAUCCAGCUGGUGGACUCAGUUCUACUACGUACUGUGGCGUUCCUGGCUGACGGUGCUCAAAGACCCAAUGCUGGUUAAAGUUCGUUUGCUUCAAACUGCCAUGGUUGCAACGCUAAUCGGUACGAUCUACUUCGGCCAGAAAAUGGACCAGGAUGGUGUCAUGAACAUCAAUGGGUCACUUUUCCUCUUUUUAACGAAUAUGACCUUCCAAAAUGUGUUUGCCGUUAUCAAUGUGUUUUCUGCUGAGCUGCCAGUGUUCUUGCGAGAAAAGCGAUCGCGUUUGUUCCGAGUGGAUACCUACUUUCUAGGGAAAACUAUUGCUGAAGUUCCGUUGUUCAUAAUAAUUCCAUUUGUGUUCACCUCGAUUACGUAUCCGAUGAUCGGACUGAAGUCCGGUGUGGAACACUACUUUAUGGCUCUUUUCAUUGUAACGCUGGUUGCAAAUGUGGCGACAUCUUUCGGAUAUUUAAUCUCCUGUGCCAGCUCUUCAAUUUCCAUGGCGCUCUCAAUAGGCCCUCCGGUUAUCAUACCGUUCCUGAUUUUUGGAGGAUUCUUCCUAAAUUCAGCCUCAGUUCCGGCCUACUUUGAGUACUUGUCCUAUCUAUCGUGGUUUCGUUAUGCCAACGAAGCACUGCUGAUCAACCAGUGGAGUAUGGUGCAGGAAGGAGAGAUCUCUUGCACCCGUAUGAACGUAACUUGUCCUAGCUCGGGUCAAAUCAUUCUCGAAACGUUCAACUUCAGAGUGGAGGAUCUAACCUUCGACAUCGUGUGCCUGUGUGCUCUGAUAAUUGUGUUCCGCCUCGGAGCCCUCUUUUGCCUAUGGUUGCGCUCGAGAAGCAAGGAGUGAAACAAUCACAAUCGACUGCUGGGGAAGUGAAUCUCAUAGUAGUUAAAGGUUGUCAUCAUGUUAUUAGCUUCGCCAUUUAAGUCGCAUCCAGCAAUUUAGUCAAACGUAACUUCAGUGUAAUAAAAAAUCUCUCAUUUCCAUGACCAUAGCAAAAUUUUUCCUCGAAUAUUUUUAUUAUAAUAAAAAAAUUAUUCAAAUAAAUGCUAUUUUUUAAAAGA